Molecule: messenger RNA, 876 nt
Organism: Microthlaspi erraticum
Lineage: Eukaryota; Viridiplantae; Streptophyta; Magnoliopsida; Brassicales; Brassicaceae
Source: the annotation of a GenBank genome assembly
AUGGGGGCUACUUCGUCGAGCCUCGCCGGAUCCGAUCCUUACGCCAGAAAACUAUGCGGUCUUGAAGACGUGCCGGAGAACUGUAUAACGGCAAUGUUCAUGUACAUGGAACCACCGGAGAUAUGCCUACUUGCCAGGGUAAAUCGGUCAUUUCAUAGGGCGUCAAUAUCGGACACGGUAUGGGAGCACAAGCUUCCUCGUAACUACAAGUUUCUGGUCCAAAGAAUUCUUGAAGAUCAAGAACAAGAAGAAAGAAAGGACAAACUAAUCAGCCGCAAGAAAGAGAUCUAUGCAAAACUUUGCCGACCAAACCUAUUCGACGCCGGCACAAAGGAAGCAUGGUUGGACAAGAGGAGUGGGAAAGUGUGUUUGGCGAUAUCACCAAAGGCAAUGAAGAUAACUGGAAUUGAUGAUCGCCGAUAUUGGGAAAUUAUGUCUUCCGAUGAAUCCAGAUUUGGAUCAAUAGCAUAUCUCCGGCAAAUAUGGUGGUUAGAGGCGGUUGGAAAUAUAAGAUUCGAAUUUACACCCGGUAAAUACAGUAUACUUUUCAAGAUACAAUUAGGAAAACCUUUGAGAAAGUGUGGGAGAAAAACAUGCAAUUUGGACCAAGUUCAUGGUUGGGACAUUAAACCUGUCAAGUUUCAACUAUCUACGUCGGAUGGCCAAUGCUCUAUGUCUGAACGACAUUUGGACGAAUCGGGGAGGUGGGUUUAUCAUCAUGUUGGUGACUUCGUCGUAGAGAAUCAGAACUCACCUGUUUGGCUCAAGUUCUCUAUGCUCCAGAUAGACUGUACACAUACCAAAGGUGGGUUAUGUUUAGAUUGUGUGAUCAUAUGCCCAUUUGAGUGUAGAGGGAAAUAUACAUGUUUAGAUUAG